AUGAUCACCAAGGAGACGGUGGCAGACUCUUUCAUCGAUAUUCUCAGGAAGAGACGUCCCUUCAAGAAGUAUCCUCCUAUGACCGAUAGGUAUUCCAACCUCCUCUCCAAGUACGACCCCAAGCUGUGCGAACUCUCCCUAAUGGAUAGGGCGAGAAGGAAUUGUCGCGUCGAUCUGCAUGCGGAUGUCCUGAGGCAGUACACGGAGAAGGGCUUCGCUGAGGCCGGCGUCGACUUCACCGACGGCGUCAAGAAGAUCUUCGUCCUUCCCCAGCCCCAGCAACAAGUGAUAUGA
Messenger RNA from Miscanthus lutarioriparius, 294 nucleotides. NCBI's taxonomy places the organism in Eukaryota, Viridiplantae, Streptophyta, Magnoliopsida, Poales, Poaceae. The record is from the annotation of a GenBank genome assembly.